Molecule: messenger RNA, 1351 nt
Organism: Schistocerca gregaria
Lineage: Eukaryota; Metazoa; Arthropoda; Insecta; Orthoptera; Acrididae
Exons: 2
Coding region: 60-1010 (316 amino acids)
Biological process (GO): ribosomal large subunit biogenesis; endonucleolytic cleavage in ITS1 to separate SSU-rRNA from 5.8S rRNA and LSU-rRNA from tricistronic rRNA transcript (SSU-rRNA, 5.8S rRNA, LSU-rRNA); ribosome biogenesis
Cellular component (GO): nucleolus; preribosome, large subunit precursor; nucleus
Molecular function (GO): protein binding
Source: RefSeq, a predicted model, not a curated record
CUUAGUAGAAUAGACGGUGGUGCUUUGUGUGACUAAAUAACGGGAUAGAACAUAGCAAAAUGACUGAUCUUGAGUCAACAAAUGUUCUCGAUGCCACUCAGCUAAUAGGCGAGGAAAGCCAUCUAAAUGAUGGUUCUAUGCCCGUCGAAGAGGCCACUAUAGACGUCGGGAAUCUGGUUGUCAUGUCGUAUCAGGUCCCGAGCGAUGAAAGGUUUGAAGAAACGGCUACAAGACUUACGCAAGAGCUCAUCAACAGGGUGUUUUGUUUGUCCGUUGAAAAAACGAAUCUAGGGCCGAUGGUGAUCCUACCUCCGCCAAGAAUACCAAUUCCUCGUGAAAAGAGCGUUCCUGUCCCGCGUCCGGAAACGAGAUGGGAGAAGUUCGCCAAGGCGAAGGGUAUUCGAAAACGUAAAAAGAUGACCAAGGUAUGGGAUCAGGAAACAGGCACGUGGAAGCGCACCUGGGGAAAAGACUCCAUUAAAAAGGAUGAAGAUUGGCUGGUGGAAUAUGACCCGGAAAAAAUGGGAGAAUGCGAAGAUCCGUUCAUUAAGAAGGCCAUUGAUAAGAAAGAAAGAGUCCUGAAGCAGAAAAAAAGAGAGCUUUCGAAUCGGCGAGCCGCACUUGUUUCAGCGACAAAGAAGGCACUUGGAUCGAAGACAGCGACACCUCUCGUUAUCGGGAAGUUGGCGCCUACAGCUAAAGGCCUUUCCAAAGCUCAUAUCAGCCGUUCGAUUGAUUUGGCCCAGCGAUCAACUAGGUCUAUGGGCACGUUCGAUGUUCAGAGGCCAGACGAACCUCUGAAAAAGAAGAGGAAAGCUCUACCACAGACUUCAGAGGCAGAGAAGCAGACCAACGAGCGUGUUCUGAAAGGUAUUAUGCUUUCGAAACAAGGAGACAAUGCCAUCGACAAAGAAAAGAUGGCCAAUCAGGUAAUUCGAGAAGAAAGAAAAAAGAAACGCCUUGAGCUGCAAAACCGCACAAACCAGAUAAAGAAGAAAAAGAGACGUUAGGUACGCGCAUCAAGUUUGUUUCAUGGUUGCAGCGCGAUAUGCUCAAAACGAAUCCCAACUCUGUGCAUACGGUACAUUGUUGAAUGUGAAACAAGGUGUCUCGUAUUUGUUAUGUCAUUCUCAACGCAGCACCAAGAAUAAGACGCUGGUUUAGUAUCUUGCAAACUUUCUUCCGCUUUCACCAUUUAUAUAAAUAUUUACUAAACUACUGCUGAUCCUAGGUUAAGAUUUGCGAGUACUGAAACUGUCCCUUGCCAGAUGGUAUCAACGGAAUCUUUUAUCGAGAAAUGCGAUUAAAAAAAACCCAUUUGAGCGUUCAAAGAGGCGUCUUAUUUUGUGUA